Molecule: messenger RNA, 838 nt
Organism: Cercocebus atys (sooty mangabey)
Lineage: Eukaryota; Metazoa; Chordata; Mammalia; Primates; Cercopithecidae
Gene: PRCD
Product: progressive rod-cone degeneration
Exons: 5
Coding region: 47-211 (54 amino acids)
Cellular component (GO): photoreceptor outer segment membrane
Molecular function (GO): opsin binding
Source: RefSeq, a predicted model, not a curated record
UGGCCUUCUGCAGACUUGGUCUGGGAGGGGAUGGGGCAGCUGCGCCAUGUGCACCACCCUUUUCCUGCUCAGCACCCUGGCCAUGCUCUGGCGCCGCCGAUUUGCCAACCGAGUCCAACCAGAGCCCAGCGACGUGGCUGGGGCAGCUAGGGGCAGCAGCGUGGACGCGGACCCUCAGUCCUCAGGCAGGGAGAAAGAACCUCUGAAGUAAGCCCUCACCUCUGCAGGUGGGGCUCAGGCCCAGAGACUGGGAUCAGCUGGCCCAGCUCAGGUCCUGGUUCGUCCCCUAGCCCAGGAGGAUGCUGUGGGAGCCGGAGCAGCAGCAAGAGGGAGAAUGGGGGGAAGCAGCACUAGAGAAGUCCUUCAGCUUCUACUUAAUGGAAGCCUUGCAGAUGCAAGAUGGCUCCAGCAGGCCCAGCAUCACUUCUUCACAGUGUCCCAAAGCCAGAAAAAAGGCUGUUGUUUUUAAAAGCAGGAAAACUUUCCCAAACUUGGCCAGAAUUGCAUCGGAGACCCUUUCCCAAAACAAUUUCCAGCGAAGGGAAUAGACUGACCAUGUCUGGUACAGAUGAAUGAAGAUUUGCCCCUGGGGGCUAGGGAGGGGCUUGCCCCUGCUGAAGCAGACCCUUGCCCAGCAGCUGAACAGAGCCUAGGUUCAUCAGAUGGAGGAAGAGACUGGCCGCUAACAGUGCCUGACAUACAGAUGUGCUUCCUGUGAUGCCGCUGCUGCCACCGUUCCAAAUGUAAGCAGUCAGCUGCUUGGGAUACUACCUACCUUGUUUUGUGUUCUCAUUAAUACAAUUAAAGAUUGCUUUCUGGGUAGAGAAAUUAACCUCAA